Prunus armeniaca (apricot) is the source of this 456-nucleotide messenger RNA. The record is from the annotation of a GenBank genome assembly. Lineage: Eukaryota; Viridiplantae; Streptophyta; Magnoliopsida; Rosales; Rosaceae.
AUGGGCCAGACCAUGGUGAUUCGGAAUCAAGGCAACAUGCCUCAUCUAGAGAUGAAGAAUGUGCAACCAUAUCCUAAAGGCUAUGAAGCACCAAGCUUUGUCCUUUUCGACGAAAGGAAGGGGAGCCCGAAGGAGCAUGUCAACCACUUCAUCGAUGCUUUGGGACCACAUGCUGGUGAUUAUAAUCUCCGACUUAGAGAAUUUUCGAAGAGCCUUACCGAUCGUGCUUACACAUGGUAUACGACAUUGGCGCCAUACUCUGUUUGCUCUUGGGAGAAUUUGGCAAGUAGAUUUUGUAAGAAGUAUUUGCAGUAUGAAGAAAGAGUUACCACCACUCAACUCAACAACACUCGCCAAAAACAUGGCGAAGAUCCUAUGGACUUUGUGUUCAGGUUCUGGGACCUAGCGUUGGAUUGCUACGAUGAGAAAGAUGAGGAGGCGCUUGUCGAAAUUUGA